Messenger RNA from Paramecium pentaurelia, 1071 nucleotides. The record is from the annotation of a GenBank genome assembly. Lineage: Eukaryota; Ciliophora; Oligohymenophorea; Peniculida; Parameciidae.
AUGAGCUAUGAUGAAGACUUCAACUUUGAUGAUUUGAAUAAUGAUUAGUUUUGUUUUGUUUAAGAAGAUUAGUUUGAGAAUGACAUAUUAGAUUAAAACAAUUAAUUAUAGUUUGAAUGUGAUUAACUUAGAGAUAUAGAGUAAUUAGAGGAAAUAUAUUUUAGUUGUUUAAACGAAAUAAAUCAAAUUUCUGAAAAUUUAGAUGUAAUUUAGAAAAUGUCAUCAACUCAUAAUUUUGAUAUUGAAAACAACUCAGGUUUAUUUCACAAAAAUUAGUGUUUCAAUAAUUAAUAUAAAGUGGAUGAUUGUACUUUUGAAUCUAGAAGUAGAAGUAGAAGUAGGGAGAUUGAAAAAAAUGUAAACUAUUAGUUAGAAUAGAAUUUAGACUGGAAAAAUGAAAAAAUGGACUCAAUAAGAAAAUGAUUUAAUAGCAAAUUUGUAUUAUUAAUUUAAUGGAGAUUGGCAGAGGAUUAUUGAGAGAAUGCCAGGAAGAACUUUGACAUAAUGUAAAUAGUAUUGGUAGAGAAAACAUAAAUCUGAAUAACCUAAGAAAAGUAAAUGGACUGCUGAAGAAGAUUAAAUAAUAAGGAAUAAUGUUAAUAAGGAAGAAAACAAUUGGGCAACAAUAGCUGGAAGUAUAUAUAAUAUUAUAUGUUUGACAGUAUUAAAAACUAAAACAGGGAAACAAAUAAGGGAGAGAUAUAUAAAUAAGUUAAGAUCAGAUAUUAUUGAUAUCAAAUAAUAGCCAUGGUCUAAUUUAGAGGAUCAAAAAUUAAUGUAGUUAUAUAAAUAAUUUGGAUCUAAAUGGUCUUAGAUAGCUCGAUAGUUUUCUGGAAGAUCUGUAAAAUAAAUGAAUUUAAUUUUUAGGAUUUGUAAAUCAAAAAUAGAACAAAUAAAUUAUUAAAAACUUAAAGUAGUACAUAACCUUAAAAUGAAUAACUUAAAUUAUAAUUAGAGAAUCUGGAGAGUUAUCUAGAAUUAGAUAAAACUUGUGAAAAAUCUCAAAAUAAACCUAAAUUUGAAUUUCCAUAAUAUAAUUCUUAUUCAGUCUCUUCUCAAUUCAUUUAAUGA